AUGAGCUCGUCAAAUGGGACCCACCGCAGACAGGAGUCCAUAGACCCUUUUUCUCAUCCCGACGUCUAUUAUGGUGACGAGGAAGCCAACGCGCGCAUUAAGGAUCGCAGACGUGCCUUCUCAACGAACCUGAACCAGUUCAAUCGCCAGGAUAUCCAGAAUUUCCUUGGUGGAAUUCCGGCAAGAAGAGGAAGUCACGAUGAGAUUUCGGCUCAACCCCGCAAAUUCCUUAUCGAUGUCGAACAAACACUGGAGAGCCUCCUAGAAAGAGAGGAUACGGACAGGAACAUGCAGAUAACCAUCGAGGAUGUAGGACCCAAGGUGCUUUCCCUCGGGACCGCAGCUUCUUCCGGAUACAAUAAAUUCGAUGUGCGAGGAACGUACAUGCUCUCCAACCUUCUGCAAGAACUUACCAUCGCUAAGGACUAUGGCCGGAAAGUCAUUGUCCUUGAUGAGGCUCGUCUGAGCGAGAACCCAGUCGCGCGUCUCUCCCGUCUCAUUAAGAAUUCUUUCUGGAACGCCCUGACUCGUCGGAUCGAUGGGUCCAAUAUUGAGGUAGCGGGCCGAGAUCCCAAGGACUGGACAGACGACCCACGACCCCGUAUUUACAUCCCGCCGGGCGCUCCAGAGCAGGUGGAGUAUUAUAGAGGGAUCGCUGAGGCGCACCCGGAACUCCGUCUGGAUGUGCAGGUGCUGGACUCGGAGAUCACUCCAGAGUUCGUGAAGGAUCUCAACAGUAAACCCGGUCUUCUCGCCUUGGCAAUGGAGAAGAAGUACGAUGAGACUACCCAGAAAACCGAAUACUCCGGGGUGCCAUUUGUGGUUCCCGGAGGACGGUUCAAUGAAUUGUAUGGGUGGGACAGUUAUAUGGAGUCUCUGGGGCUGUUGGUCAGCAACAGAGUAGAUUUAGCGAAGUCCAUGGUGAUCAACUUCUGUUUCUGUAUUAAACACUAUGGAAAGAUCCUGAAUGCCAACCGAUCCUAUUACCUGCUACGUUCCCAGCCGCCAUUCUUGACUGAUAUGGCUCUGAGAGUGUAUGAGCGGAUUAAGGGCGAACCCGAUGCUCUGGAGUUCCUGCGGACCUCGAUACUCGCUGCGAUCAAGGAAUACUACAGUGUCUGGACCGCCGAGCCGCGGUUUGAUCCAGUUUCUGGUCUGUCGCGGUAUCGCCCUGAAGGGUUGGGCGUACCGCCAGAAACGGAACCAACGCAUUUCCUCCAUCUACUAACACCCUAUGCUGAGAAGCAUGGCAUGAAAUUUGAUGACUUCGUUCAAGCAUACAAUAACGGCAUCGUUAAGGAGCCGGAGCUUGACGAGUACUUUUUGCAUGAUAGGGCUGUCCGAGAAUCUGGUCACGAUACAAGCUACCGUUUGGAGAGAGUUUGUGCCAAUAUUGCUACGGUUGAUUUGAACUCUCUCCUUUACAAAUACGAGGUGGACAUUGCUCGUAUAAUCCGGACUUAUUUCAAGGACAGACUAGAGAUCCCCCCUGAGUUCCGUACUGAACAGUCGAAGGAUAUUGCAAGCGAAUCUUCAUCUGUAUGGGACCGCAGAGCUAGAAGAAGAAAAAUGAGAAUGGAUGCCUAUUUGUGGGACGAAGAAAAGGGGAUGUACUUCGACUACGACACAGCUAAGCAAGAGCGAACCUCUUAUGAGAGCGCCACAACCUUCUGGACAAUGUGGGCAGGUCUCGCCACCCCUCACCAAGCGUCGGAGUUGGUCAGCAAGGCCCUACCAAAGCUUGAGGCCUACGGUGGUCUGCUUUCAGGUACUGAAGAAUCGCGUGGUAUUAUCAGUUUAGACCGGCCGAACCGGCAGUGGGACUUUCCCUAUGGAUGGGCCCCGCAGCAGAUGCUGGCAUGGACGGGCCUGCUCCGCUACGGCUACCAGGAGGAAGCCGAGCGACUAGCAUACAAGUGGCUAUACAUGAUCACCAAAGCUUUUGUUGACUUCAACGGUGUUGUCGUCGAGAAGUAUGACGUCACUCGACCUAUUGACCCGCAUCGGGUCGAUGCUGAAUAUGGAAACCAAGGUGUAGAUUUCAAGGGUGCACCUCGUGAAGGGUUCGGUUGGGUCAACGCCAGCUUUGUCUAUGGGCUGGAGAUACUUAACGCUCACCAGCGACGUGCCCUUGGAGCCAUAACUCCAUACGAGACCUACAUCAAAGCUGUAGCAAUCCAGAACGACAGUGACUAG
This is a messenger RNA of Aspergillus oryzae RIB40, 2196 nucleotides long. Its product is annotated as alpha,alpha-trehalase. Gene Ontology annotation, cellular component: cytoplasm. Gene Ontology annotation, biological process: trehalose catabolic process. The transcript is spliced from 5 exons. The coding region runs from base 1 to 2196 and encodes 731 amino acids. NCBI's taxonomy places the organism in Eukaryota, Fungi, Ascomycota, Eurotiomycetes, Eurotiales, Aspergillaceae. Gene Ontology annotation, molecular function: calcium ion binding; alpha,alpha-trehalase activity. The record is from RefSeq and is a predicted model, not a curated record.